Molecule: messenger RNA, 2342 nt
Organism: Lathyrus oleraceus (garden pea)
Lineage: Eukaryota; Viridiplantae; Streptophyta; Magnoliopsida; Fabales; Fabaceae
Product: probable serine/threonine-protein kinase At1g54610
Exons: 7
Coding region: 468-2201 (577 amino acids)
Biological process (GO): protein phosphorylation; positive regulation of transcription elongation by RNA polymerase II
Cellular component (GO): nucleus; cyclin-dependent protein kinase holoenzyme complex
Molecular function (GO): ATP binding; RNA polymerase II CTD heptapeptide repeat kinase activity
Source: RefSeq, a predicted model, not a curated record
UCACCCAUCUAAUGUAGAGAGAGGAUUGCCAAAUGAAUUUUGAGAGGAGAAAAUUAAUUACAGUAAUUUGGUAAAAGGAAAAAAGAGAAUGAAUGAGUUUAUUUAUUUAUAUGUGGUGUGUAGUGAGGUGUACGAUUAUGGCAGCAUUGUGAGAUGAGGGGUUCGUUAAGAACAUAAUUGUAUAGUUUCAUACUUAAUCGCCAUGGACGGAGAUUGCUAAGUUAUAGUGACGACAUUGAAAUCAUCCUUUCUCAUAAUUACAAAACAAAAUAUCUCCAUUCUCAAUCAUGCCGGCAACUAUGGGUAAAUCAAAGAGGAAACGAAGCUUCCAUGCACCUUCCUUUUCACCUUAUCUAUAUAUCUUGUUCCACCUGUUUCCUUUUUUUAAUAUUAAUUCAUCUAUAUAUAUCUAACACAAGAAUAUCCUUUCAAGUUCAUUGUUUCCGAAACAUAUAUAGAUAAACAUCAUGGGAUGUGUAAGUAGCAAGUAUACUCCCCCUCGAAACAGAAACCGGCGUCGACAUGUUGAAAGGUUAAAAGACCAGCAUGCAUUCAAACCUAUCAUCCAUAACAAGAAUCAUCCAUCCAAACAUGUUCAAGUAAAGACUAAGAAGAGAGUUGUGAUUGUGAAUACUACUACUGCAGCAAAAGAGGGAGAAAGGGCUGAUGAUAAGUCUGAGGAGGAGGAGAAGAAGAUUAAUGCCAUCUAUGAAGUUAAAGUGGGAGAGGGUGAGUGGCCCAAAUGGCUAGUUGAUAAUAUCUCCCAAAACGUUUUAGCUACAUUGAUUCGCAAGACUGCUGAUUCCUAUGAAAAACUAGGAAAGGUAGGACGUGGAACAUAUAGCAAUGUAUAUAAAGCUAGAGAUAAGGACAGUGGAAAGAUAGUUGCUUUAAAGAAGGUAAGAUUUGACACUUCUGAUUCUGAAAGCAUCAAGUUUAUGGCAAGAGAGAUUAUGAUACUACAAACAUUGGAUCAUCCCAAUGUUAUCAAACUUGAAGGAUUAGCAACAUCAAGGAUGCAAUAUAGUCUUUAUUUAGUCUUUGAAUACAUGCAAUGUGACCUUACUAGAGUUAUCUCACGCCCUACUGAGAGACUCACUGAACCACAGAUAAAAUGUUACAUGCAACAGCUGCUUUUGGGACUUCAAUAUUGUCAUGAGAGAGGAGUUAUGCACAGAGAUAUUAAAGCUUCAAAUUUGUUAAUAGAUACAAAAGGGGUGUUAAAAAUUGCUGAUUUUGGGCUUGCAAAUUCUUUAAAAAUAAAACCUAAAGGACCUCUUACAAAUAGAGUUGUGACACUUUGGUAUAGAGCUCCUGAACUUCUUUUAGGUUCAACUGAUUAUGAUUAUAGCAUUGAUAUAUGGAGUGUAGGAUGUUUGUUGGCUGAAAUGUUUGUUGGAAAACCAAUUAUGCCUGGGAGGACAGAGAUUGAGCAGCUUCAUAUGAUAUACAAACUUUGUGGUUCACCUUCAGAAGAUUACUUGACAAAAAUGAAGUUAAAGACAAGCUUUCGUCCACCACAACGUUACAAAGCUAGUUUUGAAGAAAACUUUAAGGAUUUUCCUUUGUCUGCUCUUAAUCUCUUGACUACACUUCUUGAUCUUCACUCCCAAAAUCGUGGCACUGCUGCCUCUGCCCUUCAAACAGAAUUCUUCAAAUCUCGUCCAUUAGCAUGUGACAUUUCAGAAUUACCAGUAAUAAUCAACAAAGGGGAUGAUGAACGAUCUCAACAUAAGAGACGCAAAAGGCGCAAAGGUUUGAGAAAAGGGCAACUGUCUAAAAGAAGUGCAAGCAAUUUAAGCCUAUCAGGAAUGAACCAAACUGCUGAACAAGGCAAGACAGAUUCAGAAACAUCAAAGGAGGAGAAGGGUCUGGAACAAACCAUGCUGGGACAAGAAACAGGAAAUAGUGAAAGCAGCAAAUCUUCAUCAAUAUUUACCAGUGAAAGGAGCAUGAAUGCAUCAAUAUCCCCAGUUUUUCUCUCUAGCAGUAAAAUAUCCCCUAAAACUGAAGGCCAUCCUAAUGCUCUUAAGAAUAUAAAAAACUACACUCUCUUACAGGCAUCUAUACUUGAUAUGAUCAACCCAAAAGAAGGCAACGAUUUUGGUCAGUUUCGCAGGUCCUUCUCUACAUUGGAUUUUCGGCUUGAUCCUGAGAAGCUAUCAAGUCUCUAUGGAUCAAAGUUGGACCAUGAAGUGUGACUCUUGUUCCAUAAUGCACAUGGUCUAAAGUUUUAACAUUUUAGUUCUAAUACGAUAGUAAUAGAGGAGAAACAAAGAUAUGAAACGGAGAGGAUUUCUACUUCAGACAUAUAUCCUCUAGAAUGAAAUAUAAGCAAAAAG